Messenger RNA from Helicoverpa zea (corn earworm), 1328 nucleotides. RefSeq lists its product as uncharacterized. The transcript is spliced from 2 exons. The record is from RefSeq and is a predicted model, not a curated record. NCBI's taxonomy places the organism in Eukaryota, Metazoa, Arthropoda, Insecta, Lepidoptera, Noctuidae. Bases 61 to 1299 code for a protein of 412 amino acids.
GCAAUAUUGCCCAGUAAACACCUUUAUUUUUGUGAAGAUCACUUUGAUUUACCAAAUGAUAUGGAGAAUUAUAUGGAAUAUCAUGUGAUGGGCUCGGUGUCACUGAUUCGCAUGAAACCCGGGUGUAUGCCCACUAAAUUUGAAUGUCAAGCAGAUAGAAGAAAACGAACAUCAGAUGCUACAGAAAGACCAUGUAUGGUCAAAAAAGAAAGAAAUACAUUGAUAGAAGAAUGUCAGAAAGAUUUAGAAUUUAAAAUUAAAAGUAACAUUACUGCUAAGCCAUCAACGUCCAACGUACAGAAAUUACUCAAGAAAGAGGAAGAAUCUGAUAGUGAUAUUUCUUAUACACCAUCUGUAACGCACAGAGAUUCAUCACCAUCAACAAUAUCUCUACAAGUCAAAUCUACUUCAGAGUGCAGCGAAUUGAUUGAAGAAGAUAAAAAACAAGUUAAAUCAAAAAGUAUGGAAUUUAAAUUCUUAAAAAUAACAAAUAAUCCCCUUUUUUACAUUGGAGUUCCUAAAAACUGUUUCUACUUAAUAAAUUUAAUUGAAGAAAAAUUAAGUAUUCCUGUAAACCAUAUACUUAUGUGUUUAAAAAAAAUUAGAUUGAAUAACACAUUCAGAGAGCUUGCUGAUGAUUUUUCAAUGGAUCCAACACAUUCUAGCAAAAUAUUUCUAAGGAGUAUACCAUUAAUAGCUAGUAUAAUGCGACCUUUUCUUGUAAAAUUAGAUAAGCAUUUAACAAAAAUAAAUUUACCCAAGGCUUUAAGGCACAAAUACCAUAGUUUAAAUUGCAUCAUAGGCUGCCUAGAAAUAGAAGUGCUAAUGCCUUCAAGAGCUUUAAGUCAAUCACUGCCAUGGUCAGAGCACAAAAAAUCUAAAACUAUUAAAUAUCUAGUGUCCUGUACACCUAAUGGGUUAGUCAAUUAUAUUUCACCAGGUUAUGGGGGAAGAAUAACAGAUACAUGUUUGGUUGAAUCUUGUGAUUUUAUUAAGUGUCUGCAACCUGGUAUGUGUAUCAUGGCCGACAGAGGAUUUAAACAGGUAGAACCAUAUUUAAGACAACAGGGAGUGCAGUUAGUGCAGCCUCCAAGUGUUACAACUGCGUCUAAAUUAUCAAAAAAUGAGGCAAGGGAAACUAAAAAAAAUGCUAGUCUGAGAAUACAUGUGGAGAGAGUGCUUCGACUUCUACGUGAAUUUGAUAUGUUAAAGCCACAUGCAUGUGUGGAUAAUAGUUUAAUAAAAGUACUUGAUGAUGUCAUCACCAUUGCCUGUGCUUUAAUCAACUUACAGGAUUAAUUGAUUAAAUAAAACUAUUUUUGUUUUAA